Molecule: messenger RNA, 775 nt
Organism: Cutaneotrichosporon oleaginosum
Lineage: Eukaryota; Fungi; Basidiomycota; Tremellomycetes; Trichosporonales; Trichosporonaceae
Source: RefSeq, a predicted model, not a curated record
GCCUGCAUCCCCUUCGGCGGGCAGGACUCUUGGGUCACCCCCUUUGAGGUUCUCACGUACGCUGGCAUAUUUAGGCGCUAGCUCUGCAUCCCACUGGGACCGCCGUUAGCCGUUGCUGCCUCGCCACGGCGUCAUGCUCCUUGCAUCUUCGCAAAAAUGGGAUCUGAAUCCCAGGACACUUCCGACCUCUCCGACAUUGUCCUCAGCUCUGCGUGACCAGCAUCCCUCGCUUUACCCUCCUAUUUGCCGUUGGUGGCUGGCCCAAUGCCCCUGUCGAUCACCCUCGCGUCGGUUCCCUAUGGACUCCAAGCAUAGCAUAAUUACCCCGACUGGCCCGCAAUACCUCGUCGAACCGACGGGCCUGCCCUGGUGUCUCAGCGCCACCGCAAAAUGUAUCAUAGUUGUAGGUGAAGAGAUGUACUCUCUAGGUCUCUUGGUCUGUGCGAGCGGGUCCGUAUGGGUCAUCCUCGGGUGCGCCGACGGCCAUUCACGUCCGUCGUUUGCCAAGACUGGAAUCAGACAGCUACUCCUUGCUUCUGGAAUGCAGCAUCUUCCACCCCCUCCGAAGAAAGCGGACAGACCAAAGCUUUUACGGGAGCUCCGAUUGCUUCUAGACAGGCUGGGGCAGCUUGCCAACUCCUGGCCAUGCAGGGGCGGCAAGCGGGAAGGAGGGUGGCGCAAUGUGAAACUGUGGCGAGGUUAACGUCAUUAAGCAUACCCUGGCGUCUCCGGCCGAAGUGAGGGUUGGCAUUCGCGCUGCAUCCGUAAAUCACUG